UUGUGGGGAAGAAAGUCGUUGCCAUUCGACCUCUGCGGGGCCUGCGCGGACGCAGCGAGAACCCUGAAAUUCAUUAUGCGUUUAAAACCUUUAUUUAUUUCCGCAUAACCUACAUUCUCUCACCGGGAGGGCCAAAGCGGAGAAACGCAACGACGACGGUCCAUCUCUUCCGGAAAAUAUAUCGUUUAUAAAUAUAUUAUUUUUGUCGGAAGGGAAUACUGUUGAGAAAGUGAAGAUUGUAAUAUAUUUUUAAAAAAAAUGUCCGGUGAGAGAAACCGCAGGUCGCUGGCUUUCCGAGGAGGUGGAUUAGCUGGGUUAACGGGUUCCAGCGGUAUCGGUGGGGGGAACUGUAACAGCUGGGAGGCCCCGGCCUGUCAAGACCGACAUUUUAACGGGAACAGGCCGGAUCAAGAGGAGGACAGCGAUCUGGGGGCGAAAGGAUCAUCGCAGAAGAGAGUGGAGGGCGCGGGGUCUGUCAGCGAUAGCACGGAACCCGAGGCGGAGGAAGAAGAGGACCCGGAAGAGGGCAGCUCGGCAGCCGGGGAAUGCGACGGAGACGACCGUGUCGGCUCGGUGGAAGGGGAGGACGGGUCCAGGGAGAGGAAUAGCCUGACGGAGGGAAACGGUCCCGACAACGCCGACAGCCAAGAGUCGGGAAGCGGAGCGACUGGGGGCGAGUCGGGAUCCAGGAAAUCGGGGGUCGAGAUGAGACCGCAAACGUUGCUUCAGAAACACUCGUUAUUCCACGCGAAGUGGUUGCAAGAGUUUCCUUGGCUCAAAUUUGGCCAGGAGACGGGACUCAUGUCCUGCUCUUGGUGUCACAACAUUGCCACUAAAAACAGCGACGAGCUUGUCAAAGGCAGUCGCAACUACAAGCGGGCCUUGCUGCUGAGACAUCACCUGUCUGCGGAGCACGGGAGGAACGACCCCUCCAAACAGGAGACAAUGAGGCCCUCGGACAAUGGCAGCCCCUCCACUAACUGCUCAGAGGAAGACUACCGCAACAAGUCCAAUGAGAACUCCUACUGUUACCAGCUUCUCCAGGAGCUGGACAAGCAACGCAAAAGUGGCAUCCUCUGUGACGUCAACAUAGUCGUCUCGAACCGGGUGUUCCGCGCACACAAGAACAUCCUGGUGGCGGGCAGCCGCUACUUCAAAACCCUCUACUGUCUGACCAAGGGCGAGGCUCAGGACCAGGCUACGGUCACACACCUGGAUGUUGCUGCUGUGCAGGGCUUCUCCGUUAUCCUCGACUUUCUCUACUCUGGGAAUCUGCUGCUCACAAGCCAAAAUGCCAUUGAGGUGAUGUCUGUUGCUAGUUACCUCCAGAUGACAGAGGUUGUACAUUCAUGUAGGGCUUUUAUAAAGAAUGCCCUGAAUAUCAGCAUCAAGCAAGAGGCUCCUGAUUCAGUGGUGGUGGACUACAACAAGAGGCAGAUGGUGUCCAAAGAGGGACAGAGAGGGCUGGACCGGAAACCAAGCAACUUCUGGGCCACAAGCAUCCUGUCAAAGCUGUCGAUCAAGGCCAGCAGCAACAAUCAAGGAAAGGAAGCAAUGGAUGAAGAAGACGAAGGUGGCAGGGUGAAGGAUGAGACCAGUGAUAUAGAGGUGACAAUGGUUGGUGAGGGCUGUGCCCUGGUGACCCCCGGAGCCUCUGGUAACUGGACCCACCACAACGACAACUCGUCUGAUUCAGGAGAGACCAAUGAAACGCGGUCGGCGAGUGGCCAGGUGCAGGUGUUCGUCUGGAACAAGCCAGCCAAAGGUGGCGCUGCAGCAGCACCCGCAGCCAUAAAACGAGAAGCACCAGAUGCUGCGGCAGGAAGCGGACGGAGGAAAAAACAGACCACCACGCGGCGUUUUGUGUACAACUUUCCACCAGAGCCCGAGGAGGGAUUUGACGAGGGGAUGUUCAUCCAGCCCGCUGCCUCCUACCCCAGAGAGGACUUCUCCUCCCUCUCCGAAAAUGCUGAGCUGGCCAAUCAGAUCCAGUAUAGCAUCAUCCAGGACUUACAGCAAGGGGAGUCCUGGGAGAAUGGCGAGUCCUCACACCUAGCCCUCAAUAAGCUCAAGUGCCCGCACUGUAACUACAUCGCCAAGCACCGGCGCACGCUCAAGAGGCACCUGAUCAUCCACUCGGGCGUGCGCUCCUUCAGCUGCGACAUCUGUGGCAAGCUGUUCACCCGCCGCGAGCACGUAAAGAGACAUUCCCUGGUGCACAAGAAGGACAAAAAGUACAAGUGCAUGGUGUGCAAGAAGAUCUUCAUGCUUGCAGCCAGCGUCGGCAUCCGUCACGGCUCGCGGCGCUACGGUGUGUGUGCGGACUGCGCUGACUCGCACCAGGCAACUCAGGAGGGCCUGGAGGGCAUGGAGUUUCCUCGAGACGAAGACUUCGAAGGCGAGGAAGGGGAAGACCUGGAUGGGGAGGAGCCAACCGACAACGACCAAUCAAAUUGGGGUGAGGGCAACACUGGUGCUGCCCCGGAAGAGGACUAAGAAUUUUAACAAGCUUGAGAAACAAAACAAAAAAAAGUUGAUGUUUAAUAUAUUAUGUAUACAAAAACUAGCUGGUAAACAAUCAACUCCAAAGUGCUAUCAAACCUUGAGGUUACUUAAUUGUGCAAGUAUAUGACAAAGAGACGGAUUUAAAAUUUAAAAAAAGCUUUCGUAGUGGGAACUCCAAGAUGUACAGAUUUUAUUAUUGUUAAAUGUGUCCAACUCUGGGCCCAGAGCCCAUGCAAGAACGAUUCUAUCGACGAAUAAUAUGAUAAAUCAGGUUUUUGGUGAUGUAUUUUUGUUUCCUGUUUUUCGGGGGGCGGGGGGAUUUGGGCAGGGUGAUGAUGUAGUUUUGAGUUGGGGUAGGCCAAUCAUCUAAAAACAGCAAAAUGUUAAUUAUUUAAUUUAUGAAGAGAGGUUAUUAUGGUCUUAUCAAUAAUUUUUUGUUUUUGUUGUUUUUGUCUGCAAGCAGAAGCACAGAAAUGGCUGUUGCUUUCUGCACAAUCUGAAAGUAUAUUGCUUUGUGCUUGUAGAAGUACACAGAAGAGCAUUAUUGUCCACAGGAAGAUUUUUAACUUGCUCUGUAGAGUUUAGAUGCGCUAAAUAUUAUUAUAUUCUUUUCAAAUUUUCUUUCUUUCCCUGUACAAAUCUUGGAACCAAAAAAAUCUGUUUUGCGACUCUAAUGUAUCACAGCCAUAUUUAUGAUUAAUUUAAGAGGGCUGUGGUAUUGUGCCAAACAGACCGCACACCAAGAUUUAGCAGGAAGCAAAAACUACUGAAUACGCUUAGAAAAAAUAUAAAAGAGACGUGAGGUUUUUUUGUUAAGCGGGAAAAAAGAUGACAAAAAAAAAA
Molecule: messenger RNA, 3348 nt
Organism: Cyclopterus lumpus (lumpfish)
Lineage: Eukaryota; Metazoa; Chordata; Actinopteri; Perciformes; Cyclopteridae
Gene: zbtb10
Product: zinc finger and BTB domain containing 10
Exons: 5
Coding region: 259-2496 (745 amino acids)
Biological process (GO): regulation of transcription by RNA polymerase II
Molecular function (GO): protein binding; DNA-binding transcription factor activity, RNA polymerase II-specific; RNA polymerase II cis-regulatory region sequence-specific DNA binding
Source: RefSeq, a predicted model, not a curated record